AUGGUGCGGACAGUUGCGUUCAUUAUUACUCAGUACUGGAUGCAAUGUUUGCCAUUGCCAAAAUUUGUUAUUCAUAACAUCAACAAUGUUUAUAGAUCAUUCAUUUGGACAGGUGGUCAUGAGGUGAAAAGGAAAAGUCUCGUGGCUUGGAGUAAAGUUUGCAGGCCGAUCAGUCAAGGUGGUAUCAACAUACCCAAUCUUGAAGGGUGGAGCAAGGUAGCAAUGCUUAAGUGUCUAUGGAAUAUUUGUAAUAAAUUUGACAACCUUUGGGAUGAUACUUUUGUUCCGUGGAGAUAUCUGAUUCGUAGGAAUCGUGCUAGACCAAAGGAGAUUAUCACUCUCUGUUUGGUGUGCCAUGGGAGAAUAGCAACGAAGGACCGGCUGAUGCGUUAUGGAAUGUUACAAGACAAUAUAUGCAGCUUAUGUAAGGAGCACGAGGAAAGCAUUCAUCAUCUGUUUUUUAAGUGCAGCGAAACGAAGCCAAUUUGGCAAGCAGUUCUUAACUGGCUGGAGAUUACGCAUGUUCCUAAAGGUUGGUUGGAAGAAAAACCAUGGCUGCUCCAGUACACUAAAAGAAAAGGAUGGAAAGCUAAAAUGAUGAAGAUUGCGGUACCAGAAACAAUGCAUGAGAUUUGGUUGUACAUAAAUGGAAUUAUUUUUUAG
This is a messenger RNA of Vicia villosa (hairy vetch), 663 nucleotides long. RefSeq lists its product as uncharacterized. Bases 1 to 663 code for a protein of 220 amino acids. The transcript is spliced from 2 exons. The record is from RefSeq and is a predicted model, not a curated record. NCBI's taxonomy places the organism in Eukaryota, Viridiplantae, Streptophyta, Magnoliopsida, Fabales, Fabaceae.